AUGAGCGACGACAUCGCUGCUUUUGAGAAUGAUAUCAAAGAGUACAGACUCCAACUUGAAACCAUCCAACUUGGUCUGCAGAAUGACCCCGAUAACUCUGAGCUGCAGAGCCUAAAGGCCGAGAUCGAAGAAGGCAUUGCACUUCUCGAGUCGACCAUCGCCGAGUUACGUCCCACGCCCCAGGCAUCGAAGCCUUCGCCGCCUCCCACCCAAGCGAAAUGGUCCAAAGAGAAUCACCCGGCCUAUCAAGCCGGCUACAAAAAGCCCGAGGCCGAGCAUGAAGAAGCCGAGACCCAGGUCUCCUUCUCCGUAAACGAUACAGUAUCGGCGCGGUGGAAGUCCGGCGACAGAGGCUUCUACACUGCUCGCAUCACAUCCAUCACCGGCUCAAAGAACGACCCGGUGUAUAUCGUCAAAUUUCCGAAACACGGUACGGUUGAGACUCUCAAAUCCCGCGAUCUUAAGCCACUAUCGGCCGAAGCGAAGAAAAGGAAAGCCGACGUAAUCUCGGGAUCCUCGACGCCGAACCUGCCACCACCUUCCAACCCUAGUGUCAUUUCUGCGGCGGCGGAUGUGGACCCUUCGUUGGCGCAGCAGGCGAAGAAAGAGCCGAGCAAGGUGAGCGAUGGCCCUAUUAGACCUGCCAAAAUCCCUCGAAAGGUGAAAGCGAACAAAGAACUGGAGGCUGGAAAGGGUAAAUGGCAGGACUUUGUGGCCAAGGGCAAGAAAGGUGGCAAAAUGGCCAAAAAGGAGAGCAUGUUUCGCACUGGUGAAAGCUUCACAGCUAGAGUCGGCUUUACGGGCUCUGGCGCUGAGAUGCGAAAGGAUGUCACACGGUCGAGACAUGUCUAUGACAAGGGCGACACCCUCGAUUAG
This is a messenger RNA of Cyphellophora europaea CBS 101466, 876 nucleotides long. RefSeq lists its product as uncharacterized. The record is from RefSeq and is a predicted model, not a curated record. Bases 1 to 876 code for a protein of 291 amino acids. Lineage: Eukaryota; Fungi; Ascomycota; Eurotiomycetes; Chaetothyriales; Cyphellophoraceae. Gene Ontology annotation, molecular function: DNA-binding transcription factor activity. Gene Ontology annotation, biological process: negative regulation of DNA-templated transcription. The transcript has 2 exons.